AUUAAACACUCAUCUCGAUAGAAAGACAAGGACUCCGGUCCGAAAAGAAACUCAAGGCUGCUGUGGAACUACGACAAAGACUGCCAAUUCUUCAGUGGAGAUACUUUUUAUCUUUUUUUUUUUUUUUUUUUAUUCACCUGUUUAUUGGCUUAUCAUGGCGUUUCUGAUCUACCUGACUUUACUGACAACAGCCGUCACCUCACAGGUGACCGCUAGCUGCCCCGCUGUGUGCGACUGCCCCGCCAAGCCCCUGAUUUGCCCUCCAGGAGUGAGCGCAGUGCCGGACCGGUGCGGCUGCUGCAAGGUGUGCGCCGCUCAGCUGAACCAGGACUGCAGCCCCACGAGGCCCUGCGACCACCACAAAGGGCUGGAGUGUAACUACGGCAACGAUGUGACGAUGGCCUGGGGCGUCUGUCGAGCAAGAUCAGAGGGACGCACAUGUGAGUACAGCGGCAGGAUCUACCAAAACGGUGAGAGUUUCCGCGCCGGCUGUAAACACCAGUGUACCUGCAUCGACGGCGCUGUCGGCUGUGCUCCUCUGUGUGACAACAAGCUGCCUCCGGCCUCUCCGUCCUGCCCCUACCCGCGCCUGGUCAGGAUACCCGGGCAGUGCUGCUUCAGUGUGGACUGCAACAAGGGCACCUGGAGGCUCCCGCCUACACAUAAGGUGCCUCCACCACGACAACACCUGCCCGGACCUCAGCAGCACCCUGCCCUGCAGCGGCCUCAAAACAAGCUGACCAAUGAGCUCACAGACCUCAAGUCUGACGGCUGGGAGAGAGAACGCGGCUACAAACACCUGCCAGUGUGGAACCAUCUGAAAGAGAAGAAGUGUCAAGUCCAGACCACCGACUGGUCCCAGUGCUCCCGCAGCUGUGGGCUGGGCGUGUCCUCCAGAAUCACCAACAAGAACCCCCAGUGCAAGCUGGAGAGAGAGACCAGAAUCUGCACCGUACGGCCCUGUGACGGCCUCUCUGUCCCAGCCAAGAGAGGGAGGAAGUGCUCUCCUGCCCAGAAGGCCCCCGAGCCCGUCCGCCUGUCCUACGGAGAGUGUUUGAGCGUCCGUCUGUACCGGCCGAACUACUGCGGCGUGUGCACGGACGGACGAUGCUGCUCGCCGCGCCGCACACGAACCGUACCUGUGACCUUUGUCUGCCCGGAAGGCGAGCGCUUCCAGAGGUCGGCGAUGUUCAUCCAGUCGUGUAAGUGCAGCGAUGACUGCGGCCACUUAAACGAAGUGGCCCUCCCCCCGCAGCACUGGAUGUACGGGGACACGCACAAGUUCAUCGACUAGAACUGGAGGAGGAGUUUUGUUUUUUUAAUUUUAAAACGGGAUGAGGUCGACUUUCAUGACGAAGGCAGACGCUUCAAGACGAGGGCCAUUUUUUCACAUCUGGCACCAAGUGAACUGAAACCACACAGACGCACCUGAGCGCCAGACAUCAGGCAGGAAGAGCCGCCUCUGUUUAUUCACGCUCAUAAAGGCAACCAUAUCGUUUUAUUAUUGUGUGACCGGAGUGGAUUGUACACUUGCCUGCUCCUGUUCAAACAGACAAGGGGCCCAAAUUAGAGCCCUGAAGCAUCCCUCGACUUCCUUCUCUCCGGGCUGAUUACCGGUCCGGGUGUGGAGGAUUAUUUUUUCGUUCAGAGACUCUCAGAUCAGCCUGAGAGGAGAGACACGACGAGAGCAACGACGCACUUUGUUUUAGCACUGAAACUUUGUGAAAGCAAGAACACAACGGUCACCUCUCCUGCAGCAACAUCUGCACCAUGCCUAUAGUAUGUUUUGGUGGAAGACUUCAUAUCCCAGAGUGCAUUGCGACAAGAAAAAGAGCGACUGACCAUCCUCAUCCUCCAGGUUUAAAUCAAUAUAGCCGUUUUCACAUAUGCAUUCCUGAAAAUAUAGAGAUAAUUUUGGGAUAUUCUCCUGACCUAGCUGUUCACUUCCCCUGUCAGACAGGAGGGGGCGCGACGGGGGGGGGGGGGGGGUCCUGAUGUGAGACUUGACGAUAAAUAAAACCUUCACACAUACAGCUCCUCCUGCAAAUAUCAGGAGUUUUCUGCAAGUGUGAAAGCCCUAUAUGUGGACAAGAGGGCACAUUUUUAUUCAAAAUGUAUAAAAAUGAGCCUGUUAUGAACACGCAGACUAAAUUUUGUAGCUCUCGCUUCCGCACCACGAUCACUGGUCGAACACCUGAUGUCUCCUCGCUCCAACUUUUAUUGCUCAGGCCUUGAUUGCUUAUCAGCUGCAAACAGACGGAGGAGGAGGAGGAGCAUGUGGAGAGCAAAGUAGAGGGAGAGAGAAAGAAAACAAACACAGCCCCUAACAGUUUUGUUUUCUGACUUUAAGAAGCAGAGAAGGGUUUCCUACAACUUCACCAAACUACCGGGGUGCAGGGAGGGUGAAUGGAUUGCAGAGGUCAAAAAGCUCCAGCAACAUUUGCAGUUUGAAGAUCAACUUUAUUAAACCGUCUAGUAAAAAGGUUGCUCUUCAUACCUUGCAUAAGUGCUGCUGCAGCUUUUUGACCUUUUCUGCUUUUAAUGCAGCUAAAAAAAUGUCUUACGCAAAACCUGUUGGUCAAACAAUAUAUACGUGUAUUUCUUUAUUGGACAAACCAGUGAAGCUGUCAGAUGUUUCCGUGGGUCCAUACGUGUUAUAAAAGCGGCUGCUGCUGAGCUCCGGUUUCAUGAGGUUUUAUUUUGACACAUUAGUUCAAAGUUGGCAGCCCGGUUACAGGGAGCAGCCAACUGUAGGUAUGUCUUCUUACUAAGACGGCAGCGCCCUCUGCUGGUGAGGAUAAUAAACUACAGUCAAAGGUG
This is a messenger RNA of Labrus mixtus (cuckoo wrasse), 2820 nucleotides long. RefSeq names its product CCN family member 1-like. Gene Ontology annotation, biological process: signal transduction. Gene Ontology annotation, molecular function: protein binding. The record is from RefSeq and is a predicted model, not a curated record. NCBI's taxonomy places the organism in Eukaryota, Metazoa, Chordata, Actinopteri, Labriformes, Labridae. Bases 155 to 1294 code for a protein of 379 amino acids. The transcript is spliced from 6 exons. Gene Ontology annotation, cellular component: extracellular region.